Molecule: messenger RNA, 5621 nt
Organism: Brassica rapa (field mustard)
Lineage: Eukaryota; Viridiplantae; Streptophyta; Magnoliopsida; Brassicales; Brassicaceae
Product: protein LIGHT-DEPENDENT SHORT HYPOCOTYLS 4
Biological process (GO): response to light stimulus; mRNA transcription
Cellular component (GO): nucleus
Source: RefSeq, a predicted model, not a curated record
AAACUAUUUAGUUACAUCUAUUACUACUGAAAAAUUAACUAAUCCUAAAUUUAAGCAUUUAUUGUAUUUUUGAAUUUAAAACAUACUUUCCUAAAUCCAUUUCAUAACUAAAUAAUUUUAAAUAAUAAUCUUAAUUAAUGUUUCCAUCUAAUAAAUUUUAACUUGUUAUAGCAUUAACUAAUCACAAUUUCAUAAAAACCAAUUUCAUAAAAUUAAUUAGGAAACUAAAAAUUAAAAAUUUCUCAAAAUUAUCUUCAUUUUUCACGUAUACCACUCAAAUACAAUACUUUAAAAAAUAUAUUCUAUUAAAACUGAAAUACAAAUAUAAACUUACCCUUAAACUAACUAAUUAAUUACACAUAUUACCACUGAAAAAACUAGCUAAUCGUAACUUUCAGCAUUUAUUGUAUUUUCUGAAACACACACUUACCCAAAAUCCAUUCAUAACUAAUUAAUUAUAAAUAAUUAACUUAAUUAAUUAUAAAUAAUUAACUGAAUUAAAAUUUUCUAAUAAAUUUGAACAUAUUAUCGAUUUACUAAACACAAUUUCAUUAAAAAAAACAAUUUCAUAAAGUUAGUUAAGAAACUAAAAAUUAAAAUUUUCACAAAAUUAUCUUUUCACUUUUCACGUAUAACACGAGCAAAAUACUUUUAAAAUGUAUGUAUAUGUAAAUGAUUUAUUAAAUAUAUAUUUAUCAUAUAUUAGACGGGUUGGAAAAUAUAUUAGCUCAACAUUUAAACAAACUUUUCUUAACAAAAAAUAUCAUUAACUUUAAAAGUGCAGAUCAAAUCUAGUUUUAACACUAAAAUCAAAAACAGAAAUUGAAAUAUUUUAGGUAGCUUAAUAUAGAGAUGGAAUAUGGUUAUGAUUUAAUUAUAUAUAUAUAUAUAUAUAUAUGUGUGUUCUUUGAUAUGUAGCUAAAUAUAGAGAUGGAAUAUGGUUGUGAUUUGAGUUAAUUAUAUAUUUAUAUGUUCUUAGAUAUGUAUAUCACUUCAUCUUUGUGUCGUUUAAAUCUUCAUUUCUCAAUAGAAACAUCUGAUAUAUUUUACAAAUAUAUAUAUAUAUCUGAAUGACUACAUGGUAGAUUUCUCUUUUGUUUCCACUUUCCACUAACAAUCGUGCGGUCACAUAUGUACAGAUCUAAUAAACCAAACAUCUAUUUUGUACUUGUAUAAGAUAGAAAAGAGCCAAAACAUGAAAAACCAGGUGAAAAAAAUCACAUGCUCCACUAUGAUAUGAAAUCAACAGUGAGAUUGAUUGAUUGACACAACCUUUCUCCUUCUUUAUUAAGUAACCAUUCAAACACACUCCACUGCUCCUCUUUUUCCCUCUCUGUCCCCAUCCAGUUUUGUACCUCUGCCACAAGUUACCCCUUGCCGCUAACUUCUUUCAGGGGCAAUCUCGACUUUGCAUUCCAUGUGUUGUCCUGUCCACUCGCACCAAAAACCAAAUAUUAUCGUCACUAUAUUCAAUCCAGGGCCUUUUCAAUCCUGGUCCUGCCUACCCUAUUCUCCUCUAAGUUGAUAAUCUAUGACUAGAUUUAAAAACUCGAUUCCAUCUUCUCAUGUUAACUGUAAACUACUGUAUUUGUAGUAUUAGCUACUACAGCUAAGAGCUUAAUAUGCGUACAAAAAAACUAACGUGUCGAAAAAGAUGUUUAGAAUGAUAACUAGUAGCACUCCGGAAUUGAUGCCACUUUACCAUUAGUUCAAUUCCAUGUGCAUGGUCAAAGCUAAUAAUCGAGAAAAAAAAAUUCUAACGUUGCUACCAUUAGUUCAAUUCCAAUUUACUCUGAAUACUCAAGUUUAUAUACGAAAAAAGAUUUUGCUAAAAUUGAAGAAAAUGAUAAUAUCUAAAUUAGGGGCAUGAGUCCUACGGUCCUAUCCCAUGUAUGUAAGGUCGGUUCAUUCACAUCCGGUCGGAAAUACGAGGGAAAUGGCUGAAUCAAAGUUUGUUGCUCAAAAUUUUGAAACAGUGAAAUGAUAAUCAAUGAGAGUAGUUGUUGACGAUGAAAAUGAUGCGAGUAAAAGUUCAUUAGUUUUUGUUUCAGUAUUCCACAGAUAACUGUUGCGUCAUUCUUUGUAACUCUGCUUCGUAAUACGUUGGGUGAUAACCAAAAAAUAUAAUAUUCAUCAACUGAAAAUAAAACUUGUAUUAAUUACAAAAAUAAUUUGAUGAGUCGAUAAACAAUGUUUCUUCACAUAAUUAAUCCACGACACAAAAGUCUUGCAUUUCUCCACACCUAGUCGUAAUGAAAAUAGGAGAAACCCAAGAUUUAUAUGUUACCAUCAUUAGCGGUGAUAGUCUGGUGGUAAACUUUUAGGAUUUUGUGUGUAUUCUAUUGGUAUUAGAUUCAAUUUCUUCUGAAAAUUAAAUUAUUGAUGCUAGUCAGUUUGCAUUUAGAUUAGGAUAUAAUAAAUAAUUGGUCUAUUUCCAAACAUUAGUAAGAUAGUAUUUAUGGUAACCAAUCUAUUAUGUAGCACUAAGUACGUUAUGUCGAAACCGACCGUAUCAACCGAUAAGAUAUAAAAAGGUUUAUAAAUCAAAAUAUGGUUCUUACUGUGUGGUUAAAUUCCUUAUUCUGAUUUAGAUCAUUAAAUACUACACUGAUAUAGAUUUAGUGAUCAAUUUAAAUUUUGGGAAUUUGUAUGAUGUUUAGAAUAUAAAAUAAGGAGUCCGGAGUGACUAUCUCUAGUGACGCGAUGGUCGAAUGGGAAAUAAUUUCCAUGUGAAUUUAGAUCAAUUUGAUCCUACUGAAAAUGUACAGUUCUAUUACUUGCAUAUUGGUUUUUCCCUGUAUUCGGAAAGAACGUCCUUCCCCUUUUUUUACAGUAAGAGGUUAAGUAUACCUUUUUUUUUCUUUUGGCACAAAGUUUAAGUUUACCAUUGAAGCAUAAAAUAUGUAUUUUGAAGGAUUACACAUAGGUUGUUCAAAAAAAAAAAAGGAUUGCACACUUUCAUAGUCACUAAGUUUGAUUUUUAUUUUGUGCCAAAUCUUGAAGUAAUUCUUAUUCAUUAUUUUGGCAUUCAAACACUUAGUUUUAUUUAUGUUUACCAUUUGUGCAUGGGUAAAAUUUUUAAUCCCAAAAAUAAAAAUUGUUUAAUUUGUCCGGAACAUGGUGGUCUAAUGAUAAAGACAUGCUCCUUCUUCCAUCCAAGUUGUGAAUUCAAACCAUUUGCUGGAAGGAAUUAUUGCAUGAUUAUCUUUGGACACUUUUAUAUAGGCUUUUGCUUUCGGUCCAUUUGCAAGUCAUGUACGCAAGUCUAUCAAUGGAUCACAUGUCCCAAAAAAUUAGUAUGAGUCUAUUUGGACAUGUGAUCUACUCCUCAGUUAUAAAAAUAUUAUUUAAAAAUUUUAAAUUCUAAAUUCUAAAAACUAAAAAUUAUAUAGAAUGAAAACAUAAAUUAAACAUUUUAAAAUGCGUAAACAAUAUUUUCAAAAUAAGAAAAAAAUAUAUGCAUAUAUAUAUAUUUUUUAAUAUUUAUGAGAAUAUUAAAAUUAUAUAAUUAAACACUAAACAUUAAGAUCAUAUUAAUAUUUGAUCAAAAAGACUAAUUUGAUAUUAACAUUUCGUCAAAUUAAAAAGAUAUUUUUAUUGGAAAACAAUACAAGUUAUUUAUGGAAUGACUCCAGUCUUUUUCUCAUAUGUUUUGUUAUAAUUUUGUAGGCCAGGACUUAAACUUAAAGCAAUUAUUGAUUGAAAAAUAAAAAGAUCUUCACAUUAGUUAUUUAAUUAGCUUGUAAGUUGCUAAAUAAAUAAACAAAAUUCUAACCUUUUAAAAAAUUAGGUUAUUACGUUUUAAAAAAAAUACAGCUUCAUUUGAUUUUAUACAGUGGAAAAAAAGAUUUUUUAAAAAAAGAUUUUUUUGAAACAUCAAAAAUAAAUAUGUUUAAAAUCUUGUUCUCAUUGUGUGUUUCAAGAGUUCCUAAAAUAGAAACGGGCUUCAGAUGAAGUAUCAAUGUAUCUUACCUAAAAAAGUAAUUAGGUUAGAUCAAAGUUUGUCUUGUACUCCUUUAUGGUAAUCAUGUUAAGAAUUUUUUUUUUUUUUGAUCAAGUUAAGAAUUUUUUUAUUUUUUUAUUUUUGUAACUGGUCAUGUUAAGACUUUUCUGUACUCCUGUUUUACCUAUUUGAUGUUUUUAUUGAAUGCAUGUAGCUUAGGAAAAAAAUUGAUUGACUUACCUCUAUUUGAUAAUUUGUGUUAAUAAUUUACAAGAGAAAACUGUUGGGAUAUAGUAAAAAAAAUGAGUUAAUUUCUUUAUUUGUCGAUAAACAAAGAAAAAAGAAUAAACAUUUAACUUUUAAUGUGAAGUUUAAGUUAUACUAUAAGUACUCGAUUCAAACGUACUCUUUUUGUCAAAAAUGAGUUGUUUAAUAAGCUGUACUAUUUAAUAUUUUUACUGCAUUUGAUGAAUAUGCAUUUAACCUUCGUCCGCAAACAGUUCAACAUAACAAUAAUGAUUAUUAAAGAGAUAUUUUAUUUUCUUUGUCAAAAAAUACAAGCUUGCAUUAUUAGUUAUUUCACUGUUAUUAGUCAAUCAAAAAUUUAAAUGAGAAAAUAUAUAUAUCAAUGACUACAUUCGGCAGCCCACUCUUUACUACAAUGACUACGAUACCCCCUCCUCUCCUUCUUUUUCCUCUCCACCAUCUUCCCUUAUCAACUCAAGACCCAUAAAGUUCAAGACUCAAGACUCAUAAAGCUCCACUCAUAUUCAUCAUAACCUAAAACCAAAACCUCAAAGAGUUAAUAAAACCUAAAUUAUACAUCAGAUCUUGAUAUCAUGGAUCCUAUCCACGGCUUUAUGAGCACAUCAAACAUCUCACACAACACAAACCUUAUGAUCGCCGCCGCAGCAGCCACCACUACCACUACCUCGUCCUCCUCAUCUUCCUCUGGCGGCUCGGCGACGAACCAACUGAGUAGGUACGAGAAUCAGAAGAGAAGAGACUGGAACACUUUCGGACAAUAUCUACGAAACCACCGUCCACCACUUUCUCUCUCCCGUUGCAGUGGUGCUCAUGUUCUUGAGUUCCUCAGGUACCUCGACCAAUUCGGCAAGACCAAGGUUCACAUGCAAAUAUGUCCUUUCUUUGGACACCCAAACCCACCAGCACCAUGUACCUGCCCACUCAGACAAGCGUGGGGCAGCCUCGACGCACUCAUUGGCCGGCUUCGAGCUGCUUUUGAAGAGAACGGUGGUUCACCAGAGACGAACCCUUUUGGCGCACGAGCUGUUCGACUCUACCUAAGGGAAGUUCGUGAUUCGCAGGCUAAAGCGCGUGGGAUCAGCUAUGAAAAGAAGAAGCGGAAGCGACCUCCUCAGGCGCCGCUACCACCGCCUCAUCAGCCGGGGAUUUCGAAUAGUCCUAAUUUGCAAUAAGUCAUAUCAGUAAGAUAUGUUUCAGUCAACUACGUUUCCUUACAACUUUAUAUAGUAUUUGUCAAUGACGAACAUGCAGGAGUUGUCUAAAAAGCUGCAUGCCCUUCUUCUUCAUAGUCCUUUUAUUUGGCCAGCUAAGAAUUUUAUAUUGGUAUUGAAUAAUUACGUACUUUUUCAUUCAGUCUCGCAUAAAUAUGUAUUAGUAUUAUUAUCUUCAAUACAUACACCAUUAUUCUAUU